Messenger RNA from Dentiscutata heterogama, 1684 nucleotides. The record is from the annotation of a GenBank genome assembly. NCBI's taxonomy places the organism in Eukaryota, Fungi, Glomeromycota, Glomeromycetes, Diversisporales, Gigasporaceae.
CCAUAUACCCUCAAGAAUACUAUGAUGCCCUCUUCGCAUUGAUAUCUUAUAUCAUUACUACACAAACCGGUGGAACGAUGGUUAUAUCAGCCGGAAUCGUUCCAACACUUUUGCAAUUACUUAACAAUAAGAAUUCCCAUCAAUUAAAAAAUGUGACAAAAGCAGUUGGUAUCCUGGACAGUCUCGUCUAUGGAUUCAACACAUCGUUUACUUCAUUUUGUAAUGCUAAUGGUGUCCGUGUAUUAGUUGAUAGAAUUAAGGAAGAAGUUGAUAAUGGCAUACAACUUGUUAAAGACGUUCGAGACAAUCAAAUGGAAGGUAUCACAAUCGCAAAUGCAUCUGCAUCUGCAGGAUCAUCCUCAGAAGUCGGAGAGUCUGUCACUAUUGAAAACGAUAUUUCUCUUCCUUAUGAACGGGCAUCAUUGCUCAAGUCAAUGUUAAAAUUUGUUUUACAUAUGAUGCAAGCCUCUGGUACUGCAGAUGGUCUGCGCAAUCUUAUCGACACUUCACUGCCAGAUUCGUUGAAAAAGGUCUUUGAACAGCCAAAUGUGUUUGGUAGCAGCAUAUAUGCACUAGCCAUCAACUUGAUUGCUACAUUCAUACAUAAUGAGCCUACUUCGCUCCCGAUUAUGCAGGAAGCCAGACUUCCACAAACAUUUUUAAAUUCCAUUUCUAAGGAAAUUCCUGCUUCAGUUGAUGUGAUUCAAUCAAUUCCGAAUGCGUUCGGCGCUAUUUGCUUAAAUGCUCAGGGAAUGGAAAUUUUUAACCAAAUGAGUCCAAUCGAUAAAUUCUUUACUAUUUUUACAUCAGAAGAACACUUGCGUUCGCUUCAGGACUCGGAUGUUGCAUCAGUUCUGGGAACUUCAAUCGACGAAUUGAUGCGGCAUCACCCAAGCUUAAAGCAAAGUAUCAUGAACGCAAUAAUGACCACUCUUCAACGUAUUAUUGAACUCGGUCAUAGCUCAACAAUUAAAGACAGUACAAGUAUAUUGCACGCAGGCAGUGAUGAUGAUCAAGUUAUUAAUUCAGAAAUUUUAGAUGGACCAAUUGACACAAAAAUGACCGACUCUGAUAAUACUAAAUCAGAUGAGAAUAAGACAGAUGAGAAAAAAGAAAAUACAGUUGUAGCGUUCAUUGAAAUUGCAGCACGGUUUUUGGAAGGUCUUUUUCAGACACAAAAUCAUUGUAAAGAAUUUUUAAAACAGGAAAAUGGGCUCAACAUUAUUUUAAAGUUUUAUGCAUUACCAGUUUUACCAUAUGAGUUUGGCUGUUCUCAAGCUUCAUAUUCUCUUUCACAUUUAAUGAGAGUUAUUGCAGAUGUAGAUCCAAAGCGAAGCAUUUCUGCAAUUGUUGGUGCCCUUAAUGAAACACUUCAGGGAGCGACAAAUUUCCUAUCAUACGAAGGAAAAGGCAUUCUCUCUGAAUAUAUUGAUCUAAAAGAAAAUGAUACAACAAAAAUAGAAGAAGCAAACAACACGUUCAGGACCUUAAUUACUCUUCAUGGAUAUGUUGGAUUGCUAUCUGAUGUGUAUUGUACACCAGUAUUUUCACACGGUAAAAGUGCAUCUUCAGUGAUUGAUGCUUUUAUUGGAACUGACAAUGAUGUAUUACCAACGCUCGGAAAACUUCAUCGAGUUUGUGUUUGGGAGAAUGUCAUUCUGAAAUCAACCGUUCCAAAAUCUUG